This is a messenger RNA of Laetiporus sulphureus 93-53, 333 nucleotides long. RefSeq names its product yippee-like protein. NCBI's taxonomy places the organism in Eukaryota, Fungi, Basidiomycota, Agaricomycetes, Polyporales, Laetiporaceae. Bases 1 to 333 code for a protein of 110 amino acids. The record is from RefSeq and is a predicted model, not a curated record. Gene Ontology annotation, cellular component: ubiquitin ligase complex. The transcript has 4 exons.
AUGGGUAUGAGCUAUCGUCGCUACUUGAACGGCGCACGUAUCUACGGAUGCUCGCAGUGCAAGACACAUCUCGCCACCAUCCACUGCAUGAUCUCUCGGGCUUUCCAUGGCCAACAUGGUCGAGCAUACUUGUUCGAGGUUGUUGUCAAUGUCGUCGAGGGCGAACCCGAGGACAGGGCAAUGACGACGGGCAACCACACUGUCCGGGAUAUAUACUGCUGCAAAUGCGGGCAGACACUAGGCUGGAAAUACGUGAAGGCGUAUGAGCCGUCACAGAAAUACAAAGAGGGCAAGUACAUCCUCGAGCGCAACCUACUUGUUGACGUACAAUGA